Molecule: messenger RNA, 1787 nt
Organism: Ruditapes philippinarum (Manila clam)
Lineage: Eukaryota; Metazoa; Mollusca; Bivalvia; Venerida; Veneridae
Exons: 3
Coding region: 158-919 (253 amino acids)
Biological process (GO): coenzyme A catabolic process
Molecular function (GO): acetyl-CoA hydrolase activity; coenzyme A diphosphatase activity
Source: RefSeq, a predicted model, not a curated record
GCUUGACUGACUCCGUGAGAACGUGUGUAGGGGCAAGGGACCUAAAAAUGAAAAAUAUUUGUAGUAACGAAAUUACGAAUUAAAUCUUAGAUUUUACACAGGCAGAUAACCAGUUGCACAGAAUUAUUCAAGGAUAUUUGACAUACAUUGAAGAAAUAUGAUAACCAGUAAUGAUGACAUGGAUCAACUUGUAAAACCUGUUGCUGAAAAAAGUAUAGAGGAGUUGAGAUCCAUCUUCAAGCCAUUUGAUAUAUUACACAACCCUGAGGUAUUCAAAUUGCAGUACCCAGAAGGAAUUUUUCGCAAAGCAAGUGUUUUAAUGCCGUUAUGUUUUAAAAAUGGAGAAUAUCAUAUAAUUCUUACAUUACGAUCUAAAGACCUCACACAUCAUGCAGGAUAUGUUGCUUUCCCAGGUGGUAUGCAAGAUGACACUGAUAAAGAUGAAAUAGCUACUGCACUAAGAGAAGCAGAAGAAGAAAUUGGACUUGAUCCCAAAUGUGUUGAAAUUAUUGGAUUGUUUUCUCCCGGCCUUGUGAGACCUAACUCUAUAGUAUAUCCAGUUCUAGGCAUUGUUCCAAGUGAUUUUACACCUGUGAUUAAUGAAAAUGAAGUCUCGCUAGUGUUUGAGUUACCAUUACGUAGAUUUUUGUCGUCGGAGAGGAGAAGGAUUUCUGAUUUUCUGUCAUCUACCAAUGCUACAUAUCAUGUUUACCAUUUUAUAGACCAUGUGAAAGGGGAAGAAGUUGAUACAUGGGGAUUUACUGCCUCAUUUUGUUGCAUGACAGCACUGGGAGUUUACCAGAGUGAACACACUUUCUCUUUCUAUGAACACUUUAAUAUUAACAAGAACAAUAUUUUUGUACCUACUGCCACAGACCUUAUUGUGAAAGAAGUAUUAAAACAAACAUCCAAAUACUGAUCAGACUUUUUGACCCAGAUAUACUGGGUUGGUUACAUUGCUAAAAUAGGGAUGUCUAACAAGGGCAUUACUUCAGAUGUUGCCAUGACAACACCAGAUAGAAGUACCUUAAAAACAUUAUUCAAACCAUUUGACACCCGGUUCAACAAGGAAAAUUUUGACCUUCAUAUUCCAGAUAACAUGUGUUUUAUUUUUAGACGUGCCAGUGUUUUAAUACCCUUGUUUUAUAAAGAUGGUGAAAUCCAUGUACUUUUGACAGUGAGGACAAAACACUAAACAAGUCAUUCGGGAGAAGUUGCAUUUCCAGGAGGAAUGUCACAUCCUGGAGAUUUGGAUGUCAUAGCAACGGCUCUCCGUGAAACAGAGGAGGAAAUUGGUAUACAUCCUGAAAAUGUGGACAUUGUUGCUACAUUGCCACCUUACGUUAUUGAUCCAAAUUUCCUAGUAACACCAGUUGUUGGCAUCAUUUCUAGUGAUAUAAAACUUAAUGUCAAUCCACAAGAAGUGGAUACAGUAUUUGACUUGCCGCUUAAAAGGUUUCUAAGUGAAGACGGAAGAACUCAAAAAAUAUUUUCAUCUAAUGGGAUGGAUUUUAAUCUAUAUCAUUUUUAUGAAGCUGUGAAUGGUCAGACGGUAGACAUAUGGGGGUUUGCUUCAUUGAUUUCUAUACAAUCAGCCAUUGUGACUUAUCAGUCAAACUUAGAAAUAUGUUUUUACAAAGAUAUUAUUGUAACAAAGACAAACUGUUUUACAGUAGUGUCUACACAAGAAAUUGUUAAUAAGCUUAUUAGUCAAGCUAAGCUGUGAUAAAAUUUCUGUUAAUUUGUGUUGUUUAUUCAAGGAAAAAAUAAUUAAAUUAUAAAUUGUU